AUCUUGUCGACCACUGUAGGCAUUUUUACUAUCCUCAUAUGCUGCUCGACAUAUCUUCUAUGCCAAAAAAAACUGACUUCACGGGUCAAUCUAGCAAUGUUGAUCAUUACUUUAUCAAUAUUCCUAGCAUCGACUCUUGCUUGGGCACUUGUUUUCAUGAUCAUCAUCGAAUCAACACAAGAACUGUUCAUUCUUCAUUCAAACCAACUGUUCCAGAAUAAGGUCUUCAAAAUCAAUAAAGACAACAUGAAUGUUAACAUCAUAGAAUCAUUUAUGCAGCAAAUCAAUUUCUUUCUAGGAGAUGGAAUUGUGGUUUGGAGAGCAUGGACAUUAUGGCAGAAGAGAAAAGUCAUGGCUCUUCCUUUGAGUCUUUUAUUGAUUUCUGCUAUAACUUCCAUUGCCUCUCUUGUGCUCAUCACUGUAUCCCUUCUUCAACAAUCACCACAGCUGCUUAAUAUUUUUGGCAUCACUCAAGUAACAGUGUGGGGUUUAGAGCUUAUGAUAAAUCUUAGCUCAACUUUGCUUAUAGCAUAUCAAGCUUGGGCAUAUAGGCAAUCUAUCAAAGCUCAUCUUUCAAAACAUAAAAAAACUAGAGUUGAAAGAAUUCUAGCUCUGCUAAUUGAAUCAGGUUUUAUAUACUGUGGAUUAUGGAUUAUACUUAUUGCCUUGAAUUUUAAUGCUCCUGACAAUUACAACUUUAUUAUAGCUAGCAGUAUGCAUCUUGCAGGCAUUUAUCCAACCUCAAUAGUAAUAUUGGUCACUAUUGAUAGCACAAUGGUAGAGAUGUCAAGAAUCCCUACACCUGUAGCUCAGGACCUAGCUGAGGGCACACCGGGCAGUGAUACUAUGCAAAUUAUGCCUGAGAUGUAA
Heterobasidion irregulare TC 32-1 is the source of this 870-nucleotide messenger RNA. RefSeq lists its product as uncharacterized. The transcript has 7 exons. The record is from RefSeq and is a predicted model, not a curated record. Lineage: Eukaryota; Fungi; Basidiomycota; Agaricomycetes; Russulales; Bondarzewiaceae. The annotation marks the transcript as partial.